AGGGUCUCUCAACUCACCCUUUUGAGAUACAUACCCUGGAUCCAAAGCGGGAGAGGGGAGAAAAAGAGGCGGAACAGAGUGUUCCGAACAUCUACACAAAGUGGAAGAGCCUUAAGCUGAAGGUACAGUAUAUUGUUUACACUGAAGAAGCACGUGUGUGGACAAGAAAGCGCUGACAGCUCAAAUGGAUCCCAUGGAACUGCGAAAUGUCAACAUCGAGCUUGACGAUGAGAGUGGCAGUGGAGAAAGUGUUCAAGACAGCUACAGCAGGAUGGGGAAUUCAGAAAAGACAGCAAUGAGCAGUCAAUUUGCCAACGGAGAUGAUGAGAGUCAGAAAUUCCUGACGAACGGAUUUUUUUCAGGGGAAAAGAAACUCGCAGAUUAUGAUGAUGAACAUCACCCUGGGGCCACUUCCUUUGGGAUGUCCUCAUUCAACCUGAGCAAUGCCAUCAUGGGCAGUGGGAUCCUGGGCUUGUCCUAUGCCAUGGCCAACACUGGGAUCAUCCUUUUUGUAAUCAUGCUGCUGGCUGUAGCAAUCUUAUCACUCUAUUCAGUUCACCUUCUGUUAAAGACCUCUAAGGAAGGAGGAUCUUUAAUUUAUGAAAAAUUAGGGGAGAAAGCAUUUGGAUGGCCUGGAAAAAUUGCAGCUUUCGCUUCCAUUACAUUGCAGAACAUUGGAGCUAUGUCAAGCUACCUCUUUAUCAUCAAAUACGAACUGCCUGAAGUAAUCAGAGCAUUCAUGGGACUUGAAGAAAACAGUGGAGAAUGGUACCUCAAUGGUAACUACCUCGUCAUCUUUGUGUCUGUUGGAAUCAUUCUUCCUCUUUCUCUUCUUAAAAAUCUAGGUUACCUUGGUUAUACCAGUGGAUUUUCUCUCACCUGCAUGGUGUUUUUUGUCAGUGUGGUGAUUUACAAGAAAUUCCAAAUACCCUGCCCUCUGCCCAUUCUGGAUCACCAUGUUGGAAAUCUCACCUUCAACAAUACUCUUCCAAUGCACAUGGUGAUUUUACCCAACAACUCUGAAAGCGGUGGCGUGAACUUCAUGAUGGAUUACACCCACCAGAACCCCACAGGGCUGGAUGAGAACCAGGCCAGGCACUCCCUCCAUGGCAGUGGAGUUGAAUACGAAGCUCAGAGCGAUGACAAGUGUCAGCCCAAGUACUUCAUAUUCAACUACCGGACGGCCUAUACAAUUCCUAUCUUAGCGUUCGCAUUCGUAUGCCACCCCGAGGUCCUCCCCAUCUACAGUGAACUGAAAGAUCGGUCCCAGAGGAAGAUGCAAGCAGUGUCAAAUAUUUCCAUCACAGGGAUGCUCAUUAUGUACCUGCUUGCUGCCCUAUUUGGCUACCUGACCUUCUAUGGAGAAGUUGAAGAUGAAUUACUUCAUGCUUAUACCAAAGUGUACACAUUUGACACCCCUCUCCUCAUGGUGCGCCUGGCAGUGCUGGUGGCUGUGACACUGACCGUGCCCAUUGUCCUGUUCCCAAUUCGCACAUCUGUGAUCACACUGUUAUUCCCCAAAAGACCCUUCAGCUGGAUAAGACAUUUCCUAAUUGCGGCCAUACUCAUCGCAGUUAAUAAUGUUUUGGUCAUCCUUGUGCCAACCAUAAAAUACAUCUUUGGAUUCAUAGGGGCUUCUUCUGCUACUAUGCUGAUUUUCAUUCUUCCAGCAGUUUUUUAUAUAAAACUUGUCAAGAAAGAAUCUCUGAGGUCACCCCAAAAGGUUGGGGCUAUGAUUUUCCUUGUGGUUGGGAUCAUCUUCAUGAUUGGAAGCAUGGCACUCAUUAUAAUGGACUGGAUUUAUGAUCCCCCAAACACCAAGCAUCACUAACCCAAGGAAAAGUACUUUCUUUUUCUGUUGGAGAUGGUUGCGUUAUGUUCAAAAAGACAUUUGCAUGAUUGGAAUGAGUGAUUGAUUGGAAUGUUAUUCAUAGGAAAUAACAGGAAGAUUCCAAAGAUGCUUACUCGCAUCUUUUAAAAAUCUGUUUACAUCACCAAGCAUCUGCGGAAAAGAAAAUUGCUUUUGUCAAGAGUGGCUGUUCACGUAUUUAAAAUCUGUGGUGCACAUUUCUACCCAGGUUUUACGAGAGCAGUUGAUGAUGUAUUUUUGCUGUCGUACAAGCAGAAUAAGGGUAGCAGCAUGUAAGGUCAUUAGGUAAAACUGUUCAUCUCCCCCUUUCCUUUCUCCUUCCUCUCCUCUCCCCCAACAAAGUACCAAAUAGUUGCAUUGUCAGAACAUCAAACAAAAAUGUGCUGGUGGCAAAGCAAUCACCUCUAAUGCCCUCCUCCAGUCUUACACCAAAUACUCUGGGUAUAUUUAAGCACAGGCAAAGAUCGCAUCUGUGAACUGUCCCUGUAAGGUGCAUGAGAGGUACAACACCAGAGAGAGAGUUUUAUUGUUACCAGUAAAGGAAUACUUCGCUCAUCUUGUUUGUGACAUUGAAUUAAUGAUUUCUUCUUUCAAAAGAUUUAUUUCUGUAAAUGUUAAAAUAUCUUACCAAACACAGAGAGGGGCUUUGUUGAAACUGUAGAGCUACAAAAUUAAUGCUUGAGCUGAACCACGUGUUCUGGAAGCAUUUGCUUUUUCAUGUUAUUCUUAGUGCUCUCCUCAGUUUCUGUUAUGGAACAACACUCUCCCUCUCGUCUUCCAUUCUCAUUCAGAAUUUUUAGAAGACCACGGUUCAUGUGGAGAUACACUACCCAGUAUUGUUUGAUACAUUUUUAUUUGAUAAACAUUCAGUGCAGGAAACUGUGAUUUACUAUGUGUUUAUGUAUAUAACCUUAUUCUAUAUUCAUCAGAAUUUUAA
This is a messenger RNA of Condylura cristata (star-nosed mole), 2807 nucleotides long. It is a transcript of the gene SLC38A4, whose product is annotated as solute carrier family 38, member 4. The transcript has 16 exons. Gene Ontology annotation, molecular function: amino acid transmembrane transporter activity. Gene Ontology annotation, biological process: amino acid transmembrane transport. NCBI's taxonomy places the organism in Eukaryota, Metazoa, Chordata, Mammalia, Eulipotyphla, Talpidae. The coding region runs from base 185 to 1831 and encodes 548 amino acids. The record is from RefSeq and is a predicted model, not a curated record.